Molecule: messenger RNA, 2082 nt
Organism: Menidia menidia (Atlantic silverside)
Lineage: Eukaryota; Metazoa; Chordata; Actinopteri; Atheriniformes; Atherinopsidae
Source: the annotation of a GenBank genome assembly
UUGUUAGUUCCGACCGUGAGUAAGACCAAUGACGGAAGCAGCGACCUGCUGACGUCGCAGGCUCCUGAUGAAUGUGGUCUCCCGUCCUGCUCCCAGCUAUUCGGGAUCGGAACUUUUGGCAGCGCAGCAAAGAGCCAAAAACUACUUUCUUCAGAACACAUGUGUAAAGCGAUGUUACAACGGACCGGUCCCCACCUGCUUCUCCUAAUAGCCCUGUGCAGUGUGUUAUACUCCCGCACUCUGAGUCUACCAUACACAUCCAUGAGACCGACGAGACAUGCAGACGGUCUAUUCACCAGCGGAUACAGCAAACUCCUGGGUCAGCUCUCAGCGCGGAGGUACCUGGAGUCUCUGAUCGGAAAACGGGUCAGUGACGAGAUGAUGGAGGAGCCCGUGAAGCGCCACUCAGACGCCAUCUUCACAGACAACUACAGUCGCUUCCGCAAACAGAUGGCAGUCAAGAAGUACCUGAACUCAGUCCUAACAGGAAAGAGAAGCCUUGAAGAUCCUGGGACCAGCGACCCAGAGGAGUCCAGGGAUGAACCCAACGCCUUCCAGGAGAGCUACGAUGACAUCAACGUAGACCACCUCCUAAACAACUUUCAGCUGCCACUUUGAGGAGGGAACCAUGCCCAUGUGAAUACCUCAAGUCAUCCUCAUGAAAACACUCAUUUAAAAAACACAACACAGUAUUAAUCCAAAGGACGUCAAAAAGUCAUGUCAACCAACAAUGAUGUGUUCUCAGUGUGGUUAUUAAUCUAUCCAUCUACACAGUAUAUGUGUACCCUGUAUAUAAACUGUAUUUAUUUACACAAAGAUAACUUCUAAAGACUCUCCUGGACGUCCACAUGCAGCUUAAUUUAGUUUACCAGCACUGAAUUAACCUGUUUGCUUUAUUUAAAUCUUAGAGUUUUCAACAGAAGCUCUCUCACAGUGAAUUAAGAGUAUCGUUUUCCCCAUCUGAGCUCACUUCAGUUUUUAAAUGCUUCCCCAAUGGCUUCAAAAGUCAAAUAGUAAUGAUUCUAUAUGGAAGAAAUGUCUGAGUGAUUUUUAAAUUCCUGUUUUCUCUCAUUUCUCUCAGUUUUUCAUCCUAUUUUUCUGAUAGCGUUCAUCUCUUUCACGCUAAGCGUGUCAUCAUGAUUGGCAAUUAAAUUCAGAAUCACGGUUAAAGUCCUCUUACCUUUCAAUGUAGCAGGUAUGUGUGCAACAUUAAAAAAGCACCAAUUAUUUUGUGGGUUUUAAAGAAAUUGUUUCAAUACAACUGCUUAUUGCACUUGACAUGAUUCUACUGAUUGUGUUUCUUUUUUAUAUUUGGACCUGUUGGUCCAAAGGUAAAGAAUUGUUCAGUUUUUUUCAUCUAUUGUAUUAAUGAGGGUUAGUUAAUUAUCAAUUUGGAUGUGUAAAAUCCAGAAAGUUUCAUAUAUUUCUGAUAACUCAUUGUUACAUCUCUUAACAGAUGACAAGCCCCUCUGGCUUUGAAAUUUGAUAUCCUGAGCUUCUGGUGCUUAAUAUGAAAGAAAGUGAUCACUGUUUUCUUUCUAAUCACGUCUGAUAUAAAUUAAAGAGCUCCCAUUUCACAUUCAGUGCUGCAAUCCUGGUCUGAGAAAAGGUCUUUUUUUCAUAGAAUCCAUUCAGGAGGUCCUUUGAUGACAAAAUGAGAUACAUGGGCAACGGAAGACAUUUUGAAUGGACACUAACUCAUAUAAUCACUUUAUACUAUUCAACAUGUAGAGCUAAGAAGCUGUAACUGUGCAUAGAUCGCCUUUAGUGCAUAUAGUGAUGUACACCACUCAUCAAAUAAAAGAUGUUGGUUUAUUUUUCAAAGCUGAGUCGUAUUGUCUGGCUCAUUGUUUGAUGUGGCCUCCGUGUCUUUAGCACCAAUGUCCCGCGUAUCUUUUCUUUCUAUUUUUUUUUAGGAAUACCAGUAUUAGAGUAUUACAGUAUUAGAGUUUGCUGAUUAAAAUAAACCUUUUGGAUUAAAAACCACAUAAAGAGCAUAAUCAGACUGGAUUUUUUGGACAUUCAAUACUGUUUUUCAUUUUUUAAGAAAAUAAUUAAUUGAGUCUCAAAUUCACACAUUUU